CUUUCUUGCCAACAGAGAAACGCUUCACCAGUUGAGUCUCUACGGUUCUCACUCUGUGUAUAAGGACAGCCCACUGGCGCCCAUGAGCACAAAUCUUUCAUUGUAGGCUACUCUUGUUUCAGAACAACUCGUAAAGAUGGUUGAAGUCGUACCUGCUGCUCCCGCUGCUGCCGCCGCUGCUCCGGCCAAAGCAGCAAAGAAGAAGACCGCGGUGAAGGCAAAGAAUGCCGGACCAAGUGUCAGCGAAUUGAUCGUCAAAACCGUGUCUGCCUCCAAGGAGCGUAGCGGGGUUACUGUGCCAUCGAUGAAGAAAGCCCUGGCUGCCGAUGGCUACAACGUUGAGAAAAACAACUCACGCGUCAACACCACCAUCAAAGCUCUGGUUCUUAAGGGAACUUUGAUUCAGGUGAAGGGCGCCGGAGCUUCUGGGUCUUUUAAGAUCAACAAGGAGGUUAAGGCGAAGAAGCCAGCGGUCAAGAAGGCAGCUGCCCCUAAAGCCAAGAAGCCCGCAGUCAAGAAACCCGCCGCUGCCAAGAAGACUACCCCAAAGAAGGUCAAGAAAACCGCUGUCAAGAAAGCUACCCCGAAGAAGGUUAAGAAGCCCGUCGCGGCCAAGAAGGUGGCGCCCAAGAAAGUUGUCAAGAGUCCCAAGAAAGCGGCUAAGCCCGUUGCUAAGAAGACCCCGGUGAAGAAGGCAACCAAGCCCAAAACAGUAAAGAAGGCAGCCCCAAAGAAGAAGUAAAUUCUCCUUGAUCUCUGCACACCACAAAGGCUCUUUUAAGAGCCAAACACAUAUCUUAAGGAGACCAUGUUCCUUAAUUGUGUGUCAUAAUAGGGAUAACAUUUUCAUAACGGCAUAAACGGUAUGCUUUUUUGCCAGUAAACUCGUACAUUUUAUCUGUAGGCUAUAUUCUGCUGUAAUAUAAAAUGAGAUCCAUAGCACAUCAUUGAGUUUGAGAUCUAGGGUACGUGGGCUUUAUAUAUUUAAGGUUCAGU
This is a messenger RNA of Gadus morhua (Atlantic cod), 996 nucleotides long. RefSeq names its product histone H1. NCBI's taxonomy places the organism in Eukaryota, Metazoa, Chordata, Actinopteri, Gadiformes, Gadidae. Gene Ontology annotation, biological process: nucleosome assembly. Gene Ontology annotation, molecular function: structural constituent of chromatin; DNA binding. The record is from RefSeq and is a predicted model, not a curated record. Gene Ontology annotation, cellular component: nucleosome. The transcript has a single exon. Bases 137 to 742 code for a protein of 201 amino acids.